Molecule: messenger RNA, 3125 nt
Organism: Stylophora pistillata
Lineage: Eukaryota; Metazoa; Cnidaria; Anthozoa; Scleractinia; Pocilloporidae
Product: major facilitator superfamily domain-containing protein 8
Biological process (GO): transmembrane transport
Molecular function (GO): transmembrane transporter activity
Source: RefSeq, a predicted model, not a curated record
GGACCGUACAAAACGCUUGGAAAAUGUGCCACUAACAGGCUACUUCAGAAAAACUUGCUGACUCUUAUGCCACAUUUCUUGAAAUUUAAGAUAAACCAUUCCCUUGACUCAUCUGGAGGAGGAUGCUGCAAUUCAACCCUUCGAAGUUUGAAGGGAUCCAUAACUGCACUCGACCGCGGGAAACUAAACAUUCCCGCUUUUGCCUAUGCAUAUUAAUAUGAAAUCCAAUCUCGAAAGGUCAAUAGGCCGAUCCAGCCCCUAAUAAAAAAGAGGCUUCAUUGUACCCAGCAGGAACAGAGAUUGUACAAAUUCAAGUAAUUACUCAGAUUACUGCGAGCAAUUAUCAAAAAAGGCUGUCAUGGCGAUGAUGGAAACUUAGGCAGUUUAUGACGUCACUCCAUAGCAACCAGCCUUUUCAAAUAUUUCAACUUCCGUUUACCUGUGGCUCGUGAUGUGAACAUAACCAGAACCAAACAAACUGUUAGACUUUUCCUUCUUGCGGCUUUGCCGCUCGCCUCAGAACUCUCGCUUCGCGAGACGUCAUCGUAAAUUUCGGAUUCGCCGAAUUUGAAUCACGGUAUUUAAAAGAAGUCGACUUGGAGCAAGUCUAUCAAACUGUUUGCGGAUGCACUUGCGAUGUGUUUGGAAUUGAGUCUGAAAUACUGCGUCACAUAUAUUUUAUAAAAUCAAGACUUGGAGUUCAAAUUUCCUGAACAACUCAUUUCCUAAAUGCUUUUGUUCUCGGGCCAUCGUAAUUUGAUCAUAAAUAAGACACAAACAGCAGUGAUAAACAUAUUGAACUUGCACAUUCUGUGCUCUCUUAGUUACAAAGUGUUGUGACCAGAAAAAAAGGGAAAUGAAUUGAUUAAUCACUUACUCUCGGAACUUUUAAAGGACAAGAAUAAUCACACGAAUAAAAUUUAAUCAAUUUAUCUAUUCGUGUACUUUUUUUUUUUUAUUUCUCUGAAACUCUACUAAGCCUCAAUUUUGACUUCCAGUUGGCUCUACCCAGUUCUCAGGCUCACGACCAAUCACGUAGACUAUUUUCAUGUGGGCGUAAGGGGGCGUUCUACUGACGCAAGUCGGGUCAGUUGAGUGACCAUAACAAUGCUCAUCUGUAUGAUGAUAUUCUCAUUUACUGAAUUGUUGGACGUGAAUUUCAUAGCCGUUAUCAACAAGACUGAUGAGAUGUCGCUUUCAGAACAGUGUGUUUCCUUUCGCUGAAUAACUGAGAUACUUGUUCUGACAGAAAAAGAAAAAAAUUACGAGCCCAAAUAAAGGUUAGUGAAAGGUUGACUGAUGUACAACGCGAGACUGGUAUGAUCAAGCGUGAAGCGUUCGAUACGCCACGUGGUUGCGCCUGACCUCUGCCCAGCCUUCUCUCGACAUUCACUGAAGAAACAGGAACUGGAUGAAUAGUAACUUUGAUCGCAUACUACUGGUCGUUUUGUGCGGAAAGCCGGUUGACAGGCUUCACAAUGUCGACAAAGAACCUUCUAUCAACCUUUGCCGUCCAUUAUUUUGGUUUUACAAUGGCGUUGGACUAUUCUGUUGUGCUUUUGUCAGUGAAACUGUUGUGGAAGUCGCUCGGUGGAGGCGCAACUUUGUAUGGUUUUAUGUUUGGUAGUUACGCUCUUGCUCAAGCCGUUGUUUCGCCUCUACUAGGGUACAUCUCGGAUUUACGUGGCUUAAAAUUCGUCGUGAUGUUGUCAUUGAUUAUUAAUGUAACGGGAAAUGUCUUGUAUGGUUUAUCCGUUUUGGCGCAGUCGCUUCAUAUGGUUUUUGUCGGUCGGUUUGUAGCAGGCCUUGGCGCGGGUUCGGUGACCCUUUCGCUAAUCUACUUGACGAACACGACUCCACGAGAAACCCGUGGAAAAUCAGUGGCCAGUUUCAAGCUUGCCCAAGCAAUUGGUCUUUUAGGAGGACCUCUAAUUGAAAUGUUUCUUGUACCUCUUCUGGCAGGUCAUGAAGAGACGACCACAACGACUAGUAAAAUAUUUAACUUGUAUACAACCCCAGCUUGGUUGGCGACCGCGAAUGUUGUGUUGAUCAUGUUACCACUGACAAAAUUCUUUUUUAAGAACCCAAUGGCGCCACACAUGGCAAUGAAGUUUAAUUGCAGAGAGGCAAAAAGACUCAUUGUCCACUCAGCAGUGUUGAUGUUGUCAAUGUUUUUCGGAACGGCGUGUUUCUGGGGAAUUAUUAGCGAUUUAUUUACCCUUGCCUUUGGACAAUACCACCUGAUAUCGUCUCAGAGAGAUCUAUGGAAAGUUUUUAUUUCCGGCGAAAUCGCUUUCGUUGUUGCUGGAAUUCUCCUACGGGCAACAAUUCACCGAAAAGUCUCCCCUGCGAUGUUCUCAAUCCUUGGGUUGAUUGUUAAUGUCUGGGGAUUUGUUUUGCUUAUUGAUUACAGAUUAUCCGACGAACGUUUGAAGAAUGGCUUUUACUUUGGAGCGGUUGCUCUCUCCACUUCCGGCGGAGCGUUCUUCUUCACUGGAGCGGGUGUCUAUUACUCGCAAAAGAUCACCGAUUUCAGCGAUGAGGCCCGAAAUCGCCGAGGAGUUUUCCUUGGGUUUUUCAACCUCGCUGAGGCACUCGGUCGAUUCGCCGGACCCGCUGUUAUUUCAUUAUUUCUUCGUUUAACAAACAAAGGAAACGCAUCAUGCAACCCUGACAAGUUUGAUCCUACUCACUGUCAAGUUUUGAACGUAAACAUCGUUCUCGCCGUCCUCUGCGGAAUCCUUUUUAUAAACGUUCUGCUGUUUAUAUAUUACCACGUUGUUCACGGGAAGAGGCGGACAGAUGGAUUCCUGCUUAGCAAUACGGACGUUGCCAACCCUGGGGAAGGAAGAUUCACGUUUAGGGACGAGACGUACAAUUAUAUGGAAAGGGAAAAGGAGGGAAGAGUACCUUUCAGUUCCCAGAUGGAGUUAUCUCCCCCACAAACUCAUAGGACAUCAUCCCAUGCCUCUUCUCAGGACAGCAGUAUACACACUGUCUAAACGAGAAACUCAGCACAAGACCUACAGAAUUUUCUAGUGUAGUCACCUACCUAGAACAGUUUCUGUGAUGAAUUACGCCAAACUGAAACCGGCGUGAAGCCUACCUUGUGUACUCGGCUCCAG